Scomber japonicus (chub mackerel) is the source of this 27320-nucleotide messenger RNA. RefSeq names its product spectrin repeat containing, nuclear envelope 1b (gene syne1b). The record is from RefSeq and is a predicted model, not a curated record. The transcript has 147 exons. Gene Ontology annotation, cellular component: membrane. The coding region runs from base 1 to 26430 and encodes 8809 amino acids. NCBI's taxonomy places the organism in Eukaryota, Metazoa, Chordata, Actinopteri, Scombriformes, Scombridae. Gene Ontology annotation, molecular function: protein binding.
AUGGCUCACUAUAAGGAUGUAUCUGUCAGGAAGACUUCGUUAAACCUGGUCACUGGAUUUUUUCAGUAUCUACGUGAUGAGCAAGAGGCAGUGCAGAAGAGAACCUUCACAAAAUGGAUCAAUUCUCAUUUAGCGAAGCAUAAACCACCCUUUGAGGUUAAUGACCUUUUUGAAGACAUCAAAGAUGGGGUGAAGCUUUUGGCUCUUUUGGAAGUGCUGUCUGGCCAAAGACUACCCUCUGAACAAGGCCGCCAGCUGAAGAGGAUUCACUGGGUUUCCAACAUCGGCACUGCCCUCAAAUUCCUCGAAGGCAGGAAGAUCAAACUUGUUAACAUUCAUGCCACCGACAUCGCAGAUGGACGACCAUCAAUUGUCCUUGGGUUGAUAUGGACCAUUAUCCUCUACUUCCAGAUUGAGGAAUUAACCAGCAACCUGCCAGCCCUCCAGGCCCUGUCUAACAGCAACUCAUCUGUGGAGAGUAUACCUAACUCUGAAACAGGAAGCCCCCCCAUGAAGAGGAAAGUGGUUAACAAAUUUCAGGGCAAUGCCAAGAAGGCCCUGCUCAGAUGGGUGCAGUGCACGGCUGCCAAGAAUCAUGGACUUGAGGUCAAGGACUUUGGUGCCAGCUGGCGCAGUGGCAUUGCGUUCCAGUCAGUGGUGUAUGCCAUCAGGCCAGAUCUGGUGGAUAUGGAGGUGGUACGGAGGAGGAGCAACAGGGAGAAUUUAGAGGAGGCCUUUUCAAUUGCAGAAAAUGAACUUGGCAUUCCUCGACUGCUCGAUCCAGAAGAUGUGGAUGUAGACAAGCCAGAUGAAAAAUCCAUCAUGACAUAUGUGGCUCAGUUCCUCAAACACUACCCGAACCCUCACCACUCGGAAACUGAUGGACAACACGAUGAGCUGCUUCUUGGCUCAAUUCCAACUUUUGCACUGUCGAUGCCAGUGCUUCAGUUUGCUCCCCAAGAUAUAGAACAAAUGCUUGAGAGAGAGGAGCGGAAAAUGCUGAGAGAGCUAAAGGUGUUUUUAGACCAGCUGGAGAGAGAUGUGCUGAGGGCCCAAGGAGCAGAGGGAAACCUCACUGACAAAUAUCAGGCAUUCAAGAACUUCCGUGUACAGUAUGAGAUGAAGAAAAAACAGACAGAUCCACUGCUGCAACCAGUCAACAGAGAUGGCAAGCUGUCUGUGGACCAAGCUCUGGUCAAGCAGGCCUGGGACCGCGUGUCUGCCAGGCUGCUGGACUGGCACAUCCAUCUGGACAAGUCCCUGCCUGGCCCUCUGGGAGUGAUUGGAGCCUGGCUUCACAGGGCAGAGAUGGCUCUAAGGGAGGACAUUCCCAUCCAGCAUGCUCAUGACGAAACGGCCAAUGUUCUUCACAGAAAACUAGAGCAGCAUAAGGAGGUACUGAAAAACUUGGAAUCGCACAGGCAACCCUUUCAGCAGAUCCACAGGGACAGAUCAGUGAACGGGGUACCUGUCCCACCUGAACAGCUCCAGGACAUGGCUGAACGGUUCAACUUUGUGUCGACAUCAUCGCACGCUCACCUGAUCAAACUGGAAUUCUGUGAAAUGAAGUAUCGAGUGAUGGCGUUUCUUGUGUUGGCUGAGUCAAAACUCAAGUCCUGGAUCAUUAAAUACGGCCGACGGGACUCGGUUGAACUCUUGUUGCAAAGUUACCUUACUUUCAUUGAAGGCCACAGGUUCUUUGAACAAUAUGAGAUCAUCUUCACAUCCCUUAAACAAGCAGCAGAGGUGUAUAUAAAGUCUGACAGUUCAAGGUCUAAGACCUGUAACAAAGUUGACGAAGCAGAAGGGGUGAGUAAAUUUCUCAGUGAUGCCACAGCUCAGUGGAGAAACCUGGCUUUGGAGGUGCGAAGUGUUCGUAGUAUGCUGGAGGAGGUGAUCUCUAACUGGGAGAAGUAUAGUAGCACAGUGGCAGCUCUGCAGGCGUGGCUGGAGGACGCUGAGCAGAUGCUCAACCAGUCAGAGAAUGCCAAACGUGACUUUUUCAGAAACUUUGCUCACUGGAUCCAGCAGCAUAUGGACAUGAACGAUGCCGGGAACUUCCUCAUUGAGACCUGCGAUGAAACAGUCUCACGAGAUCUAAAGCAGCAGCUUCUUCUUCUGAACGGGAGAUGGAGGGAGCUUUUUGUCAAAGUCAAACAUUAUGCAAGAGCAGAUGAGGUUGAUAAAUUGAGGCAAGACUACCAAGAUGGUAUUAACACUUUAAAGAUGUUCAUGGAUGCAACCAAUGAGAAGAUGACUGCUCCUGUCCAAGUAUCUUUCUUGAAUGUCAGAGCAUUUGUUCAAGAUGUUGAGGAAAUCAAGCACAAAGUGCCAGCAAUGGAAGCAGCAUGUAAAGCAGCGAGCCGUACCGCUCAGCUGUUGACCAAAGACACCCCGCAGGAGGAGGUUUCACAGAUGAUGGCUGUAAUGGCCUCAAUCAAAGAGCAGCUGAGCAAGGUAAGGGAGCGAUGCUUGCCUCUGCUGAGAGAGUCUCAGUCGCUUUUACCUCAACUUGAAGAAAUGGAGAAGAACAUCACAGGUUUCUAUCAGGCUCUGGAGAAGGCCAGUCAUAUUACCAGUUCUUCCGACUCGGACGGACCUGUAGACUUUAAACAGAAAUGCCAGGAGCUUGCGACCUUCACGCACAGCUGUAAGAAGUGUCUGACAGUGAUAGAGAGAAAUCACCAGACCAUCCAGAAAAUAAUGAACAGCAGUAAAACCCUGCAGCACAUGGACAUGGGUCUUCUGCAGAAAAGAGUUGCAGACCUCCAGGCCUCCUCACAGGGCAUGAUUAGAGAAUCUACAGAGUGGCGGAAGCACGUUGAAGCAAACAGCAGCCUUAUGAAGAGAUUUGAUGAGUCACGAGUAGAGCUGGAGAAGGUUCUUAAAAUGGCACAGAGCUGCCUGACAGAAAGAGGCAACCCAGAGGAGCUGCUCAAGAAACACACGGAGUUCUUUGGACAGCUGGACCAGAGGGUUUUGAAUACAUUCCUCAAAGCUUGUGAUGAGCUGACAGACAUUUUGCCAGAGCAGGAGCAGCAAUCGCUGCAGGAAACAGUCAGGAAACUGCACAAACACUGGAAGGAUAUUCAAACAGAAGCCCCAUUUCACCUCCUCCACCUGAAAGUCGAGGUGGAGAGGAGCAAGCUGAUGGUGUCACUGCAGGAGUGCCAGGCGGAGGUGACCAGGGAGAACCGCCACCUGGCUAGCAUGGGGAGCGAGAGGCUCAUCAAAGAGCACAGGGCUUUCUUCAGGGAAAAAGGUCCUCAGUCCAUCUGUGAGAAGAGGCUGCAACUAAUGGAGGAACUUUGUCAGAAACUUCCUGAAGGCGAUCCUGCCCACCAGAUCCUUGACACAGCUGUUAAAGACUUAUCUGAGGUCCGUGAGGAAAUCGAGAACACCCAUCAGAAGCUAAUGCAGCACCAAGAUAAAUGGAAAGAGUACAACGCAAGGUAUGCCGAACUCUCCUGCUGGCUUAUAUCUAAAGAGAGUCAGCUAAGGCUGCUGAGAAACCGAGCCAACGACCCUAGAAAAUAUAGCCAGGUGAAGGCUACCAUCACGGAGCUGAGGAAUGAUGCAGAGCUACAGGAGGGGAAUCUUGGCUGGCUGAAAGCCCGUAUGGCUGUACUGAUCGAGAUCUGUGCAGACAGCGAUGCCCAGAGGCAAGGAAGUGCACUGAGCAAGCUCUCUACUGAUUUUAAGGGUCUUCUUGCUUCCCUCAUGGAGGCUGAGAAGAUGGUGCUGGCUGUUGGGGACUGUGUGCAGUUCAGGGGAGAAGUACAAGCUACUUUAGAUGAUCUUGUCCAGGGGCAGAAAGAGGCUCAGGCUGAGGUCACCAGAAUACUGGACUGCCCAACUGUUCGAGAAGCACAACAACUACUUCUUGUUCACCAGCAACUUUUGAAACGCCUAAAACUGAAGAGAAAGGAUGUCCAGCAGUUGAUCACUAGAGGCCAGCAGCUCCAGGCUGAGGAGGGUCUGGGCGAGACUCUGCAGCAGGACCUGCAGAGUUUAGAAAACACACUCAGCAAAAUGGAACAGAAUAUGGAUUCACAGGAGCAAAGUCUCGAGGUCACACUGGCAGCCUGGCAGGAGUUUGACAGCCAACAGGAAGCAGUGCACGAGUUUGUAAACAAGGCACGCUCAACAAUGGAGAGAGACCUGAACUUCAGCAGCCCAGAGAGCCUGGCUGUUGAACUUGACCAGGCCAGAGUUUUGCUGAAGCAGUGUGAAGCAGAGGCCUCACAUAUGAACACCUUGCUGAAGAGAGCAACAGAAAUCCAGCUUGGUCCAAAAAACAAGACUCUGCUCUUACAACAAGCUCGCUCCCUCAGUGAGCAAGUGGACAAAGUAGAGUCUGGGCUCAAAAAAGAUGUUAAGACUCUCGAAGAAAUGAAAAUCCAGUGGGAUCGGUUUGGAGCUGGGUUCGAAGCUUUUUCCUUGUGGAUAUCCGAUAAGGAAAAACAACUGGAUGUCCUGAAGAGUUCUACUUUGCCUCUUGAGCAGCAGAUCAACACAGUGAAGGCUGUUGGUGGAGAGCUACAAGAGCGUGCUGAGGUUCUUUCUCAGCUGGAGGCAGACUCACAGGCACUGGCCCAGUUUGUAUCUUCAGGGGAGGCGGCUCGCAUCAAAGCCCGUCUGACCCAAAUCGGCCGUUACUGGGAAGAGCUGAAGGAGAGCGUACAGCAGCUUGACGGACAGCUGGAGGAAAGCUCUUCUCACCAGCAGAAGUUCAAGAUGAGCCUGGAGGAGGCUGAAGCCUCUCUCGGUGAGCUGCAUACGAAACUGGAGAAUCCGAUCAAAUCCUGCACCUCCUCCUCAGAGACCUACAAAGCUCUUCAAAACCACAUGGAUGUCUGUCAGUGUCUAGAAAGGCUGAAGGGAACCUUGCUGUCCCUGUCAGCUGGCGCCCGAAGGCUCAGUGACAGAGAGCAAGCAGAAAGGACUGUGACACAGCUAAACUCCAGCUACGAGCAAAACGUACAGGAAGCAAAGGACAAACAGAGCACUUUGGAGACUCUGCUUUCUCUUUGGCAAAAGUAUGAGAAACAGAGAUCAAACUUUGUUUCAUGCUUGGAGAGGAGUGAAUCUGCAUCCAAACCAGACAGUCAGUGUCUGUCAGCUGAUAAAACCAAACUCCGCAGUGAGAUACAGGAUUUGCAGGCCUUACACUCUGAAGUCAAGUCCCUUGAGCUCUCUCAUGUUGAGUUGGUGUCUCUGGGGACAUCAUUGUACCCCACUGCUCCAGAGGAGACAGUGAAGCAGCUGAAAGAUGAGUUGGAGACCCUGCAGAGGAGAUUGCAUGCUCAAAAUGAGGUCCUCCCUAAAAGAAUCCAGGAGCUUCAGAGCCACCUCUCCCUGGUGGAGCAGUUUGACCAGGCCCUGCUGAAGUUCUCCCAAUGGAGUGAGACCAUGCUGUCAAAUCUACACUCAGCUUCUCAAAUCAACAUCGGCAACCUGCAGCCUGCCACCACAAAAGUAAAGGAGACUCAGGUGGCCUUACAGAAGCAAUCCAGUGUCAGACAAAGCUUGGAGGAGCAGACAGCAAAGCUCUGUCAGUUCUGUGAGCCUGGUGACGCACAGCUCCUACGAAGCAGAGCUGACAGCUGUCUCCAGCCCUACCUGGAGGCAGAGCACAUAGUUGAGCUCCAGUUAGAGUGCCUAGAAAGACUUGAAGCUUUUCUGCAGACUCAUAGUGUGGCUGCAGGGGUGUUGCGGGGUCUGAGACAGACUGUGGAGAGUGCCGGGAGCUGGGAUCGUGGAAGAGUAGAGGAGCUGCAACAGGAGCUGAGCACCAUUGUCCCAGAUAUUAGCCAGCUUGAAACUCUAGCUGUCAAUCUGGACAGCAGUCUCUGCAAAGGCCAUCUCCAUAUAGGUGCUGAUGAGGGGUCUCAUAAAUCGUGCCGCAUGCUGGCUGAUUCACUCAGUGCUGAGUUAGAUACAGUAAGGAACCUGCUUGGUACUAAGCAGAGUGAAGCAGAGGCCUUAGGGGCUCUGUGGACUUCAUUUAGACAACGGAAAGAACAGCUGCUCAAAUCUGUGGAGGACAUUGAAGAAAAAGCCGACCACCAGAGCUUCAAAGAGCCCAGCCUACAUGCUCUACAGCAGAGGCUACGGUUCUUUAAUCAGCUGGAGGAUGAGCUCCAGUCACACCUGCAUGAGGAGCAGUGGUUGAGGGACAAGGGCAACCAACUGGCCCAGAGAGAUGCAGAGCUGGGUGGGGAGGUACUGAGAGAAAUCAGCCUGCUGGAGACCACAUGGGAGGACACCAAGAAGCUCAUUACAGAGAGACAGGAGCAGUGCAACGUUCUUGUUGAGCUUAUGAGAGAAUACCAAAUCCUGAAAACCUCCAUCAGCAGCAUCAUUGAGAGCUCUGAAUCUCUGGUCGAUAUAAGCUCUGUUCUGAAGGACUAUGAAGAAACCAAGAGGUCACUCAGCAAGCAUGAAUCAGUGAAGGCAGAGAUGGCUGGCAAGCAACAUGAACUGGACCAGUUUUCCACCAAAGGAAAACAGUUGGUGAAUGAACUAAAGAACAUCCCUGACUGUGACUCUCAAAUGAUGAAAAAGGAUAUGGAGACACUUGUGGAUCAGUGGCUGGAUGUUUCUGAGAGAAUAGAUGACAACAUUGAGCGCCUUAAACAGUGUUUGGCUCUGUGGGAUGAUGUGCGUAAAAUCACUGAGGACAUUGAGAGCUGGACAAGCAGCUGUGUGAUUGAACUGAACGAGAGCCUGAACAACCUCAACGACAGUCAGAAAGUGUCGGAAAGACUCUCCAUGAUACGGGUGGAAGCGGGUGAGAAGGUGCAGAAACUUGAAACCCUGCAGAGCAAAGUGUCCGAGCUUAAGAAGUGCAGUCAAAGUCAAGAGACUCCUGCAAAAUUACAGCUGCUGGAGAAUGACCUGCGGAACAAGAUCAGCUCUGUGCAGAAGCUACAUGAGCAGGCUAGAGGAAACCUCAUGGACUUCAGUUCUCAGAGGAAACAGCUAGAAGAUUACAUCUCACAGAUGUCUGCCUGGCUUAAAAGUAUGGAGGAAUCCCUGGUUUCGUCUCCCACUGGUUCAGAUCCUGAGGACAUCUGCAGAGUAAAGGACUUUCAGAAAGAGCUCCAAAACCAGCAGGGAAGUAUUGACUCCACAAGAGAGAGCCUCAACACCCUGUGUAGAAAGUAUCCCUCUGAAGAGCUGGCUGGUUUGGGUUCAGCACUCACUGACCUCAUCAAGAUUUAUGAGUCUGUAAACCAGCUCUCUGCCAGGACGUUGGCAUCACUGCAGAACUGUCUUCAACAGCAGUUCAAUGAUCUUGUUCAGGAGUUUCAUCGUUGGCUUUUAGAGCAGAGGGAGAUCGUGAAAGAAUGUUCCGACCGAUCUGGAGACACUCACGUUGUGGAACGCAAACUUCAGAAACUAAAGGGCGCCAUGGAAAGAGUGGAGGAGGGUGAGGUGCGUCUCACUCAGGUCUGCGAGGAAGGAGAGAAGCUCCUACUUCAUCUUCCCAAAGCCAGUGCAGGGCAGGUCCAGCAACACCUUUCUUCCAUCCAACAGGACUGGGACAGCUUUGUGGAGCAGUGCAGACAGAACCAACAGAUCCUGGAGGACAGUGCAUCCCUCAUGAAAGGGUUUGAGGGUCGCCUGAAAAAACUCAGGUGGUGGUUGGAGCAUAUGGAAAAGAGGAUGACCACAGAUCUGCUUGAAGCCAAGCAACGUGGUCCUGAAAAGGCUGUGCUGGAGCAAGUGGAGGAAUAUCAGCAGGAAGUGCUCAAAGAAAGGGAUUCCUUUGAACGCUUGUGUCAGGAGGGACAGGCACUGAAUGAGGGUGGACGAGGCGAUGGUAGUGAGACAAGAGUGUCAGCUCAGCUGCAGUCACAGCACCAGGCCUUGCUAAGACGUGUGAGAGAGAGGCUACGCAGCUGCCAGCUCACUUUACAGGAGCAGCAAGCCUUUGAAGAGACUCUGCAGAGUACCUGGGGCUGGCUGAAUGGAGUCCAGGAGCGUCUGGCUUCACUCAACAGCACAGUUGGCAAUAAAGAGACCCUGGAGAAAAGGCUUGGUCUUGUACAGGAUAUCUUGCUAAUGAAAGGGGAAGGUGAGGUGAAGCUCAACAUGACAGUAGGAAAAGGAGAACAGGUCCUGAAACACAACAGAAUGGAUGGACAGCAGGCCAUUUGUUCACAGCUGCAGAGCCUAAAGGAUGCCUGGGCCAAUAUGCUCAUGACAUCUAUGAGUUGCCACAGUCGCCUUGAAUGGACAGUGGCCCAGUGGACCAGCUUUCAGGAAAGUAAGGGCCAACUACAGCAGUGGAUGGAGUCAGUGGAGCAGGAAGUGGGGAUGACCCUGCCUCAGCAGCCAGGCCGCAAAGAGAAAUCUGCUUUUCUUGAGCGCCUCAGGGCCAUCCAUGUGGAUGUGGAUGCUCACGCAGCAGCACUGUCACGCCUUACAGACAAAGCCGUCGAGAUGUAUGAAAAAACUGGCGACCAGACCUUUGGACCAGAGUCGAGGGCAGAGCUCAAUGUACACUUUGGCGAUAUCUCAGCUGUUGUCAAGGGUAAAGUGCAGUCCAUGCAAACCAUUGUGUCUGAGCAUGAGCAGUAUCUUGAUGCUGUGAGAGACUUCAAUGACUGGCUGGUCUCUGCAAAAGAGGAACUCCAGCGCUGGUCCGACCUCUCAGGAGAUUCACUCUCCAUUAAAAGAAAGCUCUCCAAGGUGCAGGAGUUGCUUGACUCCAAGCAGCGAGGCAGAGAGAGGCUGAGCCGCGUCCAAAGAUGUGGGGCAGUGGCAAGAGAUCACACUGGCUCAGGGGGCUAUGAGGCUAUGGAGCGAGAGGAAUCAGCCCUGUUGUCAUCAUGGGAACAGUGGGAACGUGGGGCGCUACAGACACGAGCUAGUCUGGAGACUGCCCUAUCUCAGAUAGCCAGCUCUGAACAGGAGUUCAGCAGCCUGUCGGCACAGUUGGAGCAGGACCUGCGCGAAUUCAACCAUCAGCUGCAGGACUGGCGUCUACAGCUGGCCCAAGCAGAGGGGAAAAAUGAUGGAGAGGAAGCUGUUAAAGGCUGGCAGAUAGCAAAGGACACUUUGGAGGAACUUGUGAAAGCUGAACCCUUGUCCGAUAGUCUGAAGACUCAACUUAACGACCUGUGCCGAUUUUCCAGAGACAUGGGAACACAGUCUGAGAGAGUUUCUGCACUCAUUAAGGAAUACAACAGUCUGAGUCUCCAAGCCUCCAGGGAGUGCCAAAGCAAAGAGAAGCUGCUGGAACAAGGGUUUCGCUCAGCCUUCAGAGAGUUCCAGCAAUGGUUUGUCAACGCCAAGAUCAACACAGCCAAAUGCUUUGACGUACCCCAAAAUCUCAAUGAGGCCUCAUCUAGCUUGCAGAAGAUUCAGGAGUUCCUAAGUGACAGAGAACAAGGUCAUUUAAAGCUGAAUGCUGUGGUUGUCAGCGGUGAACUUGUCUCUAGUGUUGCAGCUAAAGACAAAGUAGAUGCAGUUCGGGUUAAAAUGAACACUGCCCGAGAAGACUGGAAAAAUAUGAUGACAAAUCUUCACAACAGAGAGACAAACCUACAAAACCUUCUGUCUCAAAUGAAGGAUUUUGAAGCAAGUGCUGAGCCUCUUCAGGAAUGCUUGAAUGCCACAGAGCUGGCUGUACAGGAGAGCAGCACAAGGCUUCAUGAUCUCACAGCCAAGAAGCUAGAGCUUCACAAGCUUCAGUCUGUGCUUGAGGAGUUAGCCUCUCACGAGGUUCAGCUGAACAGGCUGAAAGAGAAGGCCCAGCUGCUGUGGGAUGAACACGCGGCCGGCAAGGGUUUUGUGCACCGUGUCUCGCAACUCUCUGCUCAGUACCUAGCUUUAACCAACCUGACCAAGGAGAAGGCAUCACGGAUUGACCGCAUUGUCACUGAGCACCAGCUUUUCUCCCAAGGAUUAAAAGAGCUGCAGAAUUGGGUGGCUGACACAAGCCACAUGCUGCAGACCUACUGCGCCCCCACUGCUGACAAAAAUGUUCUUGAUAGCAGGAUGAUCAAGCUGGAGGCUUUGCUGACUGCUCGUCAGGAGAAGGAGAUCCAGCUGAAGAUGCUGACCACAAGAGGAGAGUCAGUUCAGAGAAACACCUCAGCUGAUGGAGUGCCUGUAGUCCAAAAACAAAUACAGGAUCUAAAAGAUUCCUGGGAUGCACUACUCUCUACUUCUAUUCAAUGCAAAAGUCAGCUGGAGGGUUCUCUGUCUCAGUGGACCAGUUACCAGGAGGAUGUACGCCAGUUUGUGUCGUGGGUGGAACGUGUGGAGGAGAGUCUUGACCCUACUGAUAAACAGUGCCCAGAGAUGAGAGACAAAACUGCUAAUCUGAGCAAAGCCAAGUUGCUGUAUGAGGAAGUGCUUAGCCACAGCACCCUGCUGGACACCAUCACUGCAAAGACUGUCAAUAUAGCUGAGAACUAUGUCACUCAACUGGAGCUCCAAGAUCUGCAGGAGCGCUACAACAAUAUCAAAGACAACGCCAUGAGGGCAGUAGGCAAAGCAGAGGAGCUGGUGAAAGCCCAUCAGGAGUAUCAGCGGGGCCUUCAUGCAUUUGAGGACUGGCUGGAACAGGAGCAGGAGAAGCUUGGCUGCUACACCCAGCUGGAGGGGGAUGUUGAUAGGCUCGAAGAGACUCUCCAAAAGCUGCAGGAACUGCAGCUGCACUGCACAGAGGGCCAGGCUCUACUGAACACAAUACUGGUCAGUAGGGAGCUGGUGAUUCCCUGGGGGUUGCCUCAAAUAGAAGACCGAGCACUGGAGACACUGCAGCAGGAGUGGAGGCUGUACCAGGCCCGGUUGGCUGACACCCGGGCACAGCUCAACAGUGCUCUGGCCAAACUCCGUCAGAUGGAGCAGAAGUUCCAGCGUCUGGACAGCUGGCUAAAGGGCAUGGAGACCAAAGCACAACUGCGCAGCAAUCGCCGGUCUGACCGCGCAACUAAAGAAGCGCAACUCCAGUUGAUAAAGAGCUGGCAGGAGGAAGUGCUAGUAUAUCAAGACGAGAUGGAGGGCCUCAGUCUCUUGGCUCAGCAGGUUCUGGAUGAGACCCAUAUUAGCAGCCGGAUCAGUACCAGAGCCACACAGAUUACAGCCCGCUACCACGCCCUGCUAUUGCAUUUACUGGAGACAAUCAAACAUCUCCAGGAGGAGGUGUCUUGCAUUGAAGAUGCACAAUGUGUCUUCGGCACCUUCUCAGACUGGCUCAGUACAGCUCAGAAUAACUUCAGCACUGUGGCUAUAAGUGUUGAUGUAGUGGACCGCUUCGCCAUGGAGAGAAAGAUGAAGAAACUAGAGGCUCUUCAGGCAGACAUGGAGCAGGGUCACACUUACCUGAAGACAAUGAGAGAGAAGACAGAGCGAGCCAUGGCAUUCUUGGAGGAGCCUGAAGCGGACCAGCUGAAGGAAGAGGUGGACACUCGACUCUUCCAACUAGAGGAGUUGAUGGUAGCUCUCCGCACAGAGCAUAGCUCCCUCGAGAAAUGUAUUUCACUCUCUAAAGACUUUAUGGAUAAAUACAAGGGCCAGGCCCAGUGGUUGCUAGAAACCAAGAACCUUUUAGCAUCGAGUGUAGAGCCUAAAGCUGAACUCUAUCAAAAGAAGGCUCAGCUAGCAAAGUACAAGACCAUCCAGCAGACAGUGCAGUCUCAUGAGUCAGCAGUGAAAUGUGUCAUUGAGAAAGGAGAGGCUCUGCUGGAUACAGUCCAUGACCCGACGAUAAAUGACAAUAUGAAAAAACUGCAGGCUGACUACCAAGACAUCUGCUUGAUGGCUAAGACCCAGGUCCAGAACCUUGUAGAGUGGGUGAAGGAGCAUGAGGAUUACAACAGCGAAUUGCAGGAGGUCGAGAAGUGGCUCUUACAGAUGUCCAGUAGGCUGGUCACCUCUGAUUCUAUGCAGACCAGCAGUAUGGAGAUGGCCACUCAGCAGCUUGCCCGACACAAGGCUAUAAUGGAGGAGAUAGCCAAUUUUGAGGAACGUCUCACCAGCCUACAGCAGAAAGGAGAAGAUCUUGUUGCCAGCUGUACAGACCAAGUCCAAGCUAAGAUCAGUCAACAAGUCCAGGCUCAUCAGCAGGGAGCCAAAGAUAGCUACUCUGCUAUAUGCAGCACUUCCCAGCGUGUGUAUCAAAGUCUGGACCGGGAGCUACAGAAACAUGUUAACCACCAGGAUACUCUCCAGCAGUCCCAGACCUGGCUCACCGCAGUUCAGGAAGAGCUGCAGCUCAAUGAUCAGGGACCAUCCGGUCUGCAGGAGGCCCUGAAGCAGGUGAAGCACUACAGGGCCCUACAGGAGCAGGCCAGCACCUACCUGGAUCUGGUGUGUUCUGUGUGUGACCUUUCUGAUGAUGCUGUGAGAGUGACAGCUGCUAAGGUCCAGCAGGUCAAACUCACGAUAGAGGAAAGGAUGUCCAGUGCACAGGAGCUUUCAGAGGGCUGGAGGGAGAUCAAGGAACAGAAGCAAGAUCUGACCAGCUUGUUCCAGGAUAUGGAGCAGCAGCUCCUUAGCCUCUCCAGAAGGCCUGCAGAGUUGGAGACCAAAAUAGCUCAAAACAUGCUAUCACAAGCCAAGGAAUGCAGCCAGCAACUGCAGUCCAAACAGAGUAUCCUGACCAAGAUGACAGAACGAGUGAGCAAGUUGACUGGGGGCCAGGACUCUCCAGAACAUGCAGAGAUUGACCGUCUGAGCCAUUCCUGGCUUGAACUCUGUCACCAGGCCAACAAGCUGCAGAGCCAGAGGGAGGAGGACCUACAGAGGUCAAAAGAAUACCAUGACUGUAUCACUGCAGUGGAGGCGCUGUUCGAACAGGUGUCCAAAGAAUGGGACAAUCUGGCCAGAACGGAUGCCGAAAGUUCAUCUCAGCAUUUGGAGGCAUUACGGAAACUUGCAGUAACACUAGAAGAACAAAAGGGCUCUCUUGAGGAACUAAAGGAUCAGAAACAGAAAGUCAUCCAACAUUUGAACUUGGAUGACAAGGAGCUGGUAAAAGAACAAAUCAGCCACUUUGAGCAGCGAUGGUCUCAGAUGCAAAAUCUAAUUGAGAGGAAAAUCCAGGACUCAGUUGUAACCCUGGAAGACAUGAGCCAGGUGGAGGCCCGUCUGAGAGAGGCUCGGGAUUGGGCAGAGGAGCAGCAGCCUGCCCUGUCUGAGGCCAUGAAAAUGAGUCCUCCUCCAGAGCUGGCUCAGAGCUUCCUGUUUGACCACCUCAGCAUUUGCAGUGAGUUGGAGGCCAAGCAGCUCCUAUUGGCCCAGGCCAUGGCCGAUGCCGACAGGGUGCUGGCCCGCCUGGGCCUCAGUGAACGUCAGCGUUUACAGCAGCUGAUUGCUGACACUCAGUCUGAGGUAGAAUCUCUGAGUGUGAAAGUGGUGCAGCGCAGAAAACACCUCAGCAAGGCUUUCACAGAGAGGACUCAGUUCCUGUUGGCUGUGAGCCAGUCCAUUUCCUGGGUCCAGCAGAAUGAGAAGAAGGCCCAGGCAGAAGAGUAUAUUGCUUUGUUACCUGAUGACCUUGCCAAACAGGUCAGAACAUGUAGGAACAUCCAAAGCAGUCUGAAAGCCUAUCAGAGUGAGCUGACAUCCUUGUGGUCUCAGGGAAGGGACCUGAUGAGGGAUGCCAGUGACGAAGAAAGGAAUGAGAUUCUCACAAAGCUGCAGGAGUUACAAAACAUCUUUGACAAAACGCUACAUAGAUGUGGCCAGAAACUUCAGGAGCUUGAAAAAGUACUUGUUUCUAGAAAGUACUUCAAGACUGAUCUAGAGAAAAUAUGCCAGUGGAUAAAACAAGCUGAUAUAAUCACAUUUCCUGAAAUCAAUCUAAUGGUUGGAGAUGCUGAAUUAGAGGUGCAGUUAUUAAAAUAUCAACAGAUAAUCGAGCAGGCAAUUGAAUACGAGAACCUUCUCCUAAUCGUACAAAGAGCUGGACAGGAAAUACUGCCAACUCUGAAUGAAGUAGACCACUGUUACCUGGAUGAAAAACUCAAUACCCUCCCCCAGCAAUAUAACAGCAUAUUAGCAUUAGCCAAAGAAAAACAGGAGAAAAUCCAGCAGGCCAUCCUCACAAGGAAUGAGUACACCUCUUUUAUAGAUGUCACUCACAAAGCACUGAAAGAGCUUGACGAACAGUUCAAUCAUCUGGGCACACACCCUGUAGGUUUGCAAACAGAAGAGGUAGUCAGCUUGCAGAGUGAUUACAAAUCAAUACAGGCAGAUCUGAGCAACCUGGGUCUAGCUGUGAGUGAACUGAACCAGAAAAAAGAGGGAUUUCGCAGCACCGGUCAACCAUGGCGCACAGAGGAAAUGACCCAGCUUGUGAGCCUUUACAACGGCUUAAAGAGGUUGGUUGAACAGAAAGUAGAGCAUCUAGAUGAAACGUUGGAGUCAUUUGAGGACCAUAAGGCGAUGGCCAUGCAAGUUGACUCUCAGUUAAAGGCCACAAAAGAACAGCUGGUAAAAGUUAAUGCAGAGACCCAGUCAGCUGAGGAGAGACUGAAAAACUACCAUGCACUGGCAGGAAGUCUCCAGAGUGCUAACUCUCAUUUGUCACGGCUCAUGGACCAAAUGGAUACGCUUGCUCCUCGUGUGGACCAAGCAGCCCAUGAUGCCUCCAAGGAGCAAGUGGUUCUGUGGCAAGAGGAGCUGCGGUCCUUGCAGGGCGCAGUAGGGGACCUGAUUGAAGAGUGUGAGAACAGGUUUAUUCAGAGCAAAGACUUUGAGACAGAGAUGAAAAGGACCCUGGACUGGCUACAGCAGGUCAGGGAUGAUCUGGGCUGUGCUGUGAUUGUGGAUGUUAGGGUGGAGAAGGUGCAGGAGGAGAUCAGAAAGCAGCAAAUCAUGCAGGAAGAGGUUCAGUCCAGACUGAGGAUAGUCGCCGCUCUUAGUAGCAGGGAGAAACAGCAGUACAUCAGUGCAAAUGAACUUGUCCCAAUCCAUGUAGACACAAGCCUGGAAGAAAUGGCAAAGCUGCAGGCGGACGUUCAAAAAUCACUAAGCUCCAAACAGUUUACUUUGGAAGAAUCCAUGAUGUUGUGCCAGAAGUACCACUUCAGGAUGCAGUCAGCCUGUGAAUGGCUGGAGGAUUCUGUAUCCUUCCUGCAGCAAGCUAGCUUGGGUGUGGAUGUGGAGAACUAUGAAGAGUGUCUCCGGCAGCAGGGGGACAUUAUGUCCACAGAGCAGGAGUUCCUCAGCCACCUGGAGGAGUUGCAGGUUCUGCUGCCUCAGCUGGAGAAUGUGGUCAACCCGACAGCUAAAGAGCAGCUUCGGGUGAGCGUGGAGUCAGCAAAGCAGAGAGGCGAGGAGGUCCGAGAUCAGCUCCAGUGUCACCAGAAUGUCCUUCACAGCUGUGUGACUCAGUGGAAUUCAUAUCAGGAGGCGAGGCAGACUGUCAUUGAGCUUAUGAAUGAGGCUGAAAAGAAGCUGACAGAAUUUUCUACUGCAAAGGCAGCCACAAGCCAAGAAGCUGAAGAUAAGCUGUGCAGUCAUCGGUCCCUUGUGUCACUUGUGAGUGGCUUCCAAGAGAAGCUGAGUGGUUUAGAGGAGCAAGCUGCCCAGCUGGAGCUGGUGGGGAGCGAUGCCAGCAAGGCCACCAUCAGCCGCUCCAUGACCACUGUGUGGCAGCGCUGGACCAGACUACGCAGUGUGGCACGGGGACAGGAGAGAGUACUAGAGGACACAGCACAGGAAUGGAGGACUUUUAGAGAGAAGAUGGUGAAGGUAAGAGCAGUCUCCGAUGAGCUCCAGAGUCGUUUCCCUGACAGUGCCGUGGAGAAGGCCUCCAAAGCCACUCUGCAGUCUCUGUUAGACCAGCAUGACGUGCUCAGCCAAGACUUGGAGAGAGAGCUCUCCUCUCUCACACUGCUGCGGCAGUAUGCACUCAGUCUGUUGCAUGAUGUAGAAGUGCCUUCACCAACAAAUGAACAGGAUGAGCUGCCCAGCCUGAAGGAGAUCAGAGCUGUACAAGACCAAAUGGAAAGCCUCUUGACACAGUCCAGGACCAAGCGGGCUCAGACAGCUCAGGAGCUGAGGGACAGAGAGGAAGUGGAAAAGGAACUUAGUGUUGUAAAGGCCUGGAUCCAAGAAAGCAGGGAGCUUCUUCUCAACCCCACACCGGACAUAGAUUCUCUACUCCAGGAGCUUGAGGUUGUACAUGGAGAGGUCAUUACUUAUCGUCAAAAUGUGGAUAAAUUAGCGGAGCAGCAACAGAGCAAGUACCUGGAUCUCUACACCAUACUACCGUCUGAAAUUUCCAUGCAGCUAGCCGAGGUUUCACUUGCUUUGGGUGCUAUUGAGGAUCAGGUUCUUUCAAAAGAGAGAGAAAUUCAGAAAACUAGAGAAAUAAAAGAGGACUUCACCUCCAGAAUCCAUGACAUCUCCGAGAAACUCAAAGCAAUCUCCACUAAAUUCAAGGAAAAAUCACCAGAUGUUGAUCAUGCCAAAGAGGAGGUCAAGAGCCUGGCUGAGGACUUGGACUCCUGUGGGCGCACUCUCUCAGAACUGGAUGCUGCUAUACAAGAGUUUGGCCGCAGAAACCCCCUGCUAGCCAAACAGCUGAGUGAUGCCAUCAGCAAGUUAUCAGAGAUGCAUCACCACACAUCCCGGCUAGCAGACUGCAGGAACAACUGGCUCAAAAAGGCUGUCUGCUAUUUAGAUGAGUACAAUGAGAUGCUGGACUUCAUUGUGAGGUGGUCAGAAAAAGCCAAAAGCCUUGUGAGGGCAAACAUCAUCUGGAACUCCUCUGUUCACCUACAGGAGCAGAUUCGGAUGUACCAGGCUGUCCUGCGCGAGUCUCGGGAGCUCCAUGGGGACUUGGAAUCAAUGGCUGAGAAAGUGGAUCUUCUGUCUGAGGUGCUGCAGGUUGAGUCUAUGAGCCAGCAGGUGUGUGAACUCAGUCGACACACUGAAGAGCUUCAGCAAAGCAUCAAGACACGGCUGCAGAGCUUGGAGGAUGCUGAUAAGAGUAUGGAAGCCUUGGAGUACGAAGUUAAGGCCCUACAUGUUGCUCUGGAGCAGGUUCAAGCCACACUGACCUCACCAGAACUGGCACGCCAGAGCCUCAAAGAGCAACUAGCUCAAAGACAGCGCCUGUUAGCAGAUAUGGAGAGUUUCAAGCAGCAGGUGCAGGCAGUUCAGCUGUGUCAGAGUGCUCUGCGGGUCCCAGAGGAGGUGAUGCCCAACCUUGCCAUCUGUCGCACAGCACUGCGUCUGCAGCAAGAAGCUAGUCAGUUGCAGCAUGUGGCCAUUCAGCAAUGCAACAUCCUACAGGAGGCCGUGGUGCAGUAUGAGCAAUAUGAACAGGAAGUGAGAGAUCUACAGGGGCUGAUAGAAGAAGCACACCGUGUCAUCCAGGACCGCCCGAUCCCCUCAAGCAACAUCCAGGAACUGCAGGCCCAGAUCCUUCACCAUGAAGAACUGGCCCAAAAGAUCAAAGGUUACCAAGAGCAGAUUGCCUCACUGAACUCAAAAUGCAAGAUGCUGGCAGUGAAGGCUAAGCAUGCCACCAUGCUGCUGACAGUGAGCGAUGUGGAGGGACUGCCUGAGGAGAUGGAUAGCGAGAAAUCUAAGAAAUCGCAGGCACAAGCUGUGAUGAUGACUGCUGGUCGCUGUCACACCCUCCUGUCUCCUGUAACUGAGGAGUCUGGAGAGGAGGGCACUAACAGUGAGAUCUCCUCUCCUCCUGUUUGUCGCUCUCCUUCUCCCAUCACUCACACUGAAGCCACUAUAAGCAAGACUGGACGAGGAACACUUACAAGAGCCCCAAUCCAAGAAUUAUAUGACCCAACGUUUGAGUCAGUGGCCCAUUUAGAUGACUUACAGCGCUCAUGGGAAACGUUAAAGAAUGUGAUCAGUGAGAAGCAGAGGUCUCUGUAUGAAGCUCUGGAAAAGCAACAGCAUUACCAGGGUACACUCCAGUCAAUCUCUGCUAAAAUGGAGGCUCUGGAGGCCAAACUGAGUGAGCCUCUGGAGACAGAUAAGAGCCCAGACAGUCACAUGAAAACCCAUGAGGAUCUGAUAGAAGAGAUUCAGAGUGUGCAGGAGGAUAUAGACAGGCUGCAGACAAGCUUCACAGAGGAUCUGGCCUCUGAAGCAGUGGACUCAGACAUGGCCGACCAGCUGGCCAUGCAGUCCUCCCUCGCUGUUUUAGCAGAAAGGAUGGCCACCAUCCACAUGAAAGCUACAGGGAAACAGCAGAUAUUGGAGGAGCGCGUUUGUGACCGACUGGAGGGCCAACGUCAAGAACAGGCCAUACUACGUUAUCACACCCAGGCAGAUGAACUGGCCCAGUGUCUGGCCAGUAUGCGCAGUGCUGUCACCUCCAUCCUCGAAACCAAACCUUUAGAAGAGACAGAUAUGGAGGACCAGCUCACCGAAUGUCAGAACAUGUUGCUGGAGAUAGAAGAGAAGGUGCUGACCCUGUCGGAGCUGUCCAUGCACAGUGAGAAUCUGCUGCUGGAGGGCCGGACAGAGACCAGAGAGGAAGCUGAGCAGCUGGCCCGAAAGUUACGUACACUGAAGGGUGGCCUAUUGGAGCUGCAGGGGAUGCUGCAAGACAAGCAGAUUAACAUCCAGGGCUCUCUACAGGAGCAAGAGGACAGUGAAUCAGACUCCAGUCUCUCUCAGAGUCCCAGUGUUCAGGACUGGCUGGCCCAGGCCCGGACCACACGUUCCCAACAGCACCAGGACAGCCUUCAGAGACAGAGGGAACUGGAGGAGCAGCUUGCAGAGCAGAAAAAGCUGCUUCAGUCAGUUGCUAGCAGAGGAGAGGAGAUCCUUAUCCAGCAAGCGUCCCCUAGCAGUACCAGUACAACGGCACCAUUUUCACCAGAAGCUUUGGUUGAGAGGGAAGCUCAGAUGGCACGGGAGCAGAUGAAGCAGAGAUGGGAGAGCCUGAGACUAGAGCUCAAAACUAAACUGCAGCUCCUGCAGAAAACCCUGGAGCAGGACCACAAACACCCGGUUUACUCCAGAGCUUCUCGUGUGACGACAGGUGGAUCAAUGUUUAAAGGAGAGAUCCAGGCUGAUAAAUCCACCCUGAAGACUUUAUAUGACAGCUUCAGACAAACCAUAGAAGACAUGACCACUCAGCCCGGUGGUGGUGAGACACAGGUGGCGCAGAUGGAACAGCAGCUCUACACAGCUGUGUCAUCUACCUCCUCUUGGCUGGAUGGUGUGGAAAACAACGUCUUUUCUGGCACAGUGCUGCUGGCUGAAAAUACAGAGACUCAGCUACAAAAGCAGGAGACCUUGGAGAAUGAUGUGAGGCACAUGACGGAGGAGGUGAAGCUCAGCCAGUCUCUGCUAGCUGGAUCUUCAGGAUUGAGGCAAGAGGACCAGGCCCUGCUGGAGGACAACCUUGACUGCCUGAAAGAGAGAUUAGGAGCUCUGGGUUCUGCUCUGGGACAAAGCUGUGACCACAUGAGGACCAGAACACAUGAACUCACAGCCUACCAGACUGAGUUGCAACUUCUCCAAACUGCUUUAAUUGAGACCAAGUGCCAGAUCCUACAGGCCUUAGCUGGAGCCAUGGAUAGACCAGCCUCAAAACAACUGGAGGUCAUUGUCAGUGCAGAGGAAAACCUGAAAGACUUUGAACAGAGGAUCACAGAGCUUAAAACCAAAGGAGCAGCACUACAGGCAGAUCAGAUAUCAACAAACAAACUACUGAAACUUCAGGAUUCCUAUGAGGAGCUGGUGAUGACGGUGGGUUCCCGGCGCAGUGGGCUGAACCAGAACAUGGCCCUUAAGGAGCAGUAUGAGCGUGCUUUGCAGGAUCUGACUGACCUGGUGGACACAGCUAAGGACAAGAUGGCUGCCGAUCAGAGGAUCAUUGCCAGCUCUGUGGAGGAAGUCCAGAAUCACCUGGACAAACAUAAGGAGUUCUUUCAGGGUCUGGAGUCACAUAUGAUUUUAACAGAGACAUACUUCAGGAAAAUCAGUGGCCUGAUGCUUCCUGUAGAGAGUCAAACCCUGGAGGAGACCAUGGCCCAGGCUCAGAGCGUCCUCAAAGAGGCUCACAGUAAAGGUGUUGAGCUGGAGUGUAUCCUGGAGACUUGGUGUCGCUUGGUGCAGGAUUACCAGAGUCUGAAUCGACAAUUGGAGGCAGUUGAAGGAAGUAUCCCUGCUGUUGGCCUGGUGGAGGAGACGGAAGAAAGACUCAUGGACAGAAUCUCAUUGUAUCAGGGUCUGAAGGGUAGACUUACAGAGCACCAACACAAGCUAUACCAGGUGCUGGAUGAAGGGAAACAUCUUUUGGUGUCAGUUUGCUGUCCUGCACUGGAGAAUCAACUGGCGCUGCUGGGGGAACACUGGCUCGACAACACCGCCAAGGUCAACAAGGAGCUACAGCGCCUGGAGGCCAUCCUAAAACACUGGACCAGGUAUCAGAGGGAGUGUGCAGAGCUUAGCGAGUGGCUCCAUUCUGCUUUGGAUCGUCUGGAGUUUUGGAACACACAGGCAGUGUUAGUCCCACAGGAGCUGGAAACUGUCAGAGACCAUCUCUCCGCUUUUCUUGAGUUUUCCAAGGAAGUUGAAGGUAAAUCCAGCCUGAAGAGCUCAGUGGUAGCUGAGGGCAACCAGCUGCUGAGGUUAAAGAAAGUGGACACGGUGGUGCUGCGGUCUGACCUGGCUCGCACUGACACUCAGUGGAGUGAGCUGCUCACACGCAUCCCAGUGGUCCAGGAGAAGCUACAUCAGAUCCAGAUGGAGAAAUUGGCUUCCCGUCAUGCCAUUUCUGAGCUGUUUAAUUGGAUAUCGUUGAUGGAGAAUGUCAUUGAGGAGGACGAAGAAAACCUCAAGAGUGCAGUUGGAUCAAAUGUGAUUCAGGACUACUUGCAAAAAUACAAGGGCUUCAGAGUAGAUUUAAGCUGUAAGCAGCUGACUGUUGACUUUGUCAACCAGUCAGUGCUGCAGAUCAGUGGUCAUGAUGCGGAGAGCAAGCGCAACGAUAAGACAGACUUCGCUGAACGUCUGGGAGCCAUGAAUCGACGCUGGCAGAUCCUACAAGGCCGCAUUAAUGAGAGGAUCCAGUUCCUGGAGAGCCUGUUGGAGAUGUGGCUGGAGUAUGAGAGCAGUGUUCAGGCCUUAAAGUCCUGGAUGGGAAAUCAAGAAGAAAGACUAAAGAGGAAAAACAGAAUAGAGGAUUUGACAUCUGUACAGAAUGCUCUCAAGGACUGCCAGGAAAUGGAGGAGCUGGUGAAGGAAAAAGAGAAAGAGCUAGAGAGGGUGGAGGAGCAGGGCUGUGCCCUUGUCCAGAACAAAACCGAUGAGGCCUGUGGUAUCGUCAUGGAGACGCUCCAAGGUGUCAAUCACACCUGGGCUAACCUGGACCACUUGAUAGGGCAACUAAAGAUCAGCCUGAAGUCAGUGCUGGAUCAGUGGAGUCUAUACAAGCGGGCUUCAGAGGAGAUCAAUGGCUACUUAAUGGAGGGAAGGUACUCCGUGUCUCGUUUCCGCCUCCUCACAGGCUCCCUGGAGGCUGUUCAGCUGCAGGUGCAAAGUCUGCAGGAUUUGCAAGAGGAGCUGGAGAAACAGGAGAGCAGUCUUAGAAAGUUUGGUGCUGUGACCCACCAGCUGCUGAAGGAGUGUCACCCUUCAGUGUCAGACUCCCUCAACAAUGCCCUUAAAGACGUCAAUGCAAGAUGGACUGGCUUACUGGAGGAAAUUGCGGAGCGUCUGAGAAGCAGUAAAGCCCUGCUUCAGCUUUGGCAGCGUUACAAGGAGCUUUAUGAGCAGAGCUGCAGUAGCAUCCAGCUGCAGGAGGAGAAGGCAGACCAGCUCCUCAAGACUGCCUGCAGCAAGGACAUCGCUGAUGAGGAAGUGUCCGACUGGAUUCAAGUAUGCAGCGAGGUCCUACGGUCCCAAGCUCCAGUGCAAGCCUCCCUCCAGGUUCUUCAUGAACUGGGAGAUCAGCUGAAACAGCAGGUGGACACAUCAGCAGCAUCUGCCAUCCAGUCAGAUCACCUCUCUCUCACCCAGCGGCUGGCUGCUGUGGAGCAGGCCCUAACUAGACAGCUCACCGCACUGCAGACUGGAGUCCAGGACUAUGAAACCUUUAAUGAUCAGCUGGAUUCAUUGGGAUCCUGGGUAGUUGAGGCUGAGGAGGCUCUGAAGGUGCAAGAUCCCAACAGCUCCACCGACCUGACAGUCAUCCUAGAUCGCAUGCAGGAGCUCAAGAGACUUAUGCUGAAAUUCAGCAGUAUGGCCCCUGAAUUGGAGCGUCUUAAUGAGCUUGGAUACCGACUCCCUCUCAACGAUUCAGAGAUCAAACGGAUGCAGAACCUCAACAGGAGCUGGUCAACAGCCUCAGCACAGACCACAGAGAGAUUCAGCAAACUUCAGUCGUUCCUGCUGCAGCAGCAGACCUUCUUAGAGAAGUGUGAAACAUGGAUGGAGUUCUUGGUCCAAACAGAAGAGAAUCUGGCUGUAGAAAUUUCUGGAAACUACCAGAGUUUGAUGGAACAGCAAAAAACUCACGAGUUAUUCCAAGCUGAGAUGUUCAGUCGCCAACAGAUCCUUCACUCCAUUAUCAGUGACGGACAAAGGAUGUUAGAGCAGGGUCAAGUAGAUGACAGAAAUGAGUUCAACCUGAAGUUGGCUCUCCUGAGUAACCAGUGGCAGGGUGUCGUGCGGCGUGCUCAACAGAGGCGAGGCAUCAUUGACGGUCUGAUCCGCCAGUGGCAGCGUUAUAGAGAAAUGGUGGAGAAGCUGCGCAAAUGGCUGGUGGAGGUCUCCCACCCUGCAGAAGCCCUUGAGACAGGGACCACUGUACCUCUGCAACAAGCCCGCUCCAUGCUGGAUGCUGUCCAGCUGAAGGAAAAGGUGCUGCAGCGUCAGCAGGGCAGCUACAUCCUGACAGUGGAGGCCGGCAGACAACUGCUUCUGUCAGCUGAUAGCCGGGCGGAGGUGGCCCUGCAGACAGAGCUUACUGAUAUCCAGGAACGAUGGAAACAUGCCAGCGUCUGCCUGGAUGAACAAAAGAAAGAGCUUACCACCUUGUUAAAGGACUGGGAGAGGUGUGAGAGAGGUAUCGGUGGAUCACUGGAAAAACUUCGAGCCUUCAAACGACAGCUCUCUCAGUCGCUUCCUGAUCACCAUGAAGAUCUUCAAGCUGAGCAGAUGCGCUGCAUGGAUCUAGAGGGUACAGUUGAUGGCUGGACUGGGGAUCUGGCCCAUCUGACUGUGCUCAGGGAGUCACUGUCUUGCUUUAUCAGUGCUGAGGACCUUUCUGUCCUGCAGGAGCGUAUUGAGCUGCUGCAUCGACAGUGGGAUGAAAUCUGCCAUCAGCUGUCACUACGCAGGCAGCAGGUGAGUGAGAAGCUGAAUGAGUGGACUGUAUUCAACGAGAAGUACAAGGAGCUCUGCGAGUGGCUCACCAACAUGGAGAGCAAAGUCUCCCAAAAUGGAGACAUCAGCAUUGAGGAGAUGAUCGAGAAGCUCCGCAAGGACUACCAGGAGGAAAUCACUGUGGCAGAGGAGAACAAGCUGCAGUUGCACCAGCUGGGAGAACGCCUAGCUAAAGCCAGUCACCAGAGCAAAGCUGUUGAAAUCGAACAAAAACUCAACAAAGUCAGUGACCGCUGGAAGCACCUCCUGGAUCUCAUUGGAGCCAGAGUGAAGAAGCUGAGAGAAACUCUGGUAGCGGUGCAGCAGCUGGAUAAGAAUAUGAGCAGCCUGCGCUCCUGGCUGGCUCAUAUCGAGACCGAGCUGUCCAAACCCAUUGCCUACGACUCCUGCGACUCCCAAGAGAUUCAGAGGAAGCUCGAUCUGCAGCAGGAGCUUCAGCGUGACAUAGAGAAACACAGUACCGGAGUGGCAUCAGUACUGAAUCUGUGUGAAGUGCUUUUGCACGACUGUGACGCCUGUGCCACCGAUGCAGAGUGUGAUUCCAUCCAGCAGGCGACACGCAGCCUUGAUCGCCGCUGGAGGAGCAUCUGUGCCUUGUCUAUGGAGAGGAGAUUAAAGAUUGAGGAGACGUGGCGUUUAUGGCAGAAAUUCCUAGAUGACUUUGCACGAUUCGAGGAGUGGCUGGCCACUUCAGAGAAGACUGCUGCUCUGCCCAACUCCUCUGGUGUCCUUUACACUGUAGCCAAGGAAGAACUUAAGAAAUUUGAGGCCUUUCAGAGGCAAGUCCAUGAAAGCCUAACUCAGCUGGAGUUAAUCAACAAGCAAUACCGCCGCCUGGCCAGAGAAAACCGCACUGACUCUUCCUGUCGGCUGAGGGAGAUGGCCAACGAUGCCAAUCAGCGAUGGGACAACCUGCAGAAGAGGGUGGCAUCCAUCCUCCGCAGGCUCAAGCACUUUAUUAGUCAGAGAGAGGAGUUUGAGACAGCCAGAGACGGCAUCUUGGUGUGGCUGACAGAGAUGGACCUGCAGCUGACCAACAUCGAACACUUCUCUGAGUGUGACAUUCAGGCCAAGAUCAAACAACUCAGGUCGUUCCAGCAGGAGAUCUCACUGACUACAGCCAAGAUCGAGCACAUCUUCUACCAGGGGGGAGCACUGAUAGAGAAGAGCGAGCCUCUGGAUGCUGCUGUCAUCGAGGAGGAGCUGGAAGAGCUGCAGCGCUACUGUCAAGAAGUGUUUGGUCGAGUGGAGCGCUACUACAAGAAGCUCAUGCGCCUUCCUCUUGCAGACGAUGAUACCGAAGUGUCAUUCUCGGACCGUGAGCUGGAGCUAGACGAGCCUGGCGACCUGACGUGCCUGCCAUGGAAUGAGCGUUUGGGCGAUGGCUUCAUGUCACCUCUUCCCUCUUCCGGCCGCUCAGCCUCCCUGGCGGCCCAGCUCCGCACAGAGCGCUCAGGCAGGGACACCCCAGCCAGCGUGGACUCGAUUCCCCUGGAGUGGGAUCACGAUUACGACCUGAGCCGCGGGCUGGAGAGCGCCAGCAGGGCCCUGAGAGAGCAGCAGAGCGAAGAGGGAGAAUUCCUCCAGCGGCCUGCUUCAGCGCUGUCAGAUGUAGUGAUCCCAGAGAGCCCUGAGGCCUAUGUUAAACUAACAGAAAAAACACUGAGGUCCUCCACUGGGGAGGUUGCCUCUACGGACUCACACAUGCACCCUCUGGACGCCAGCCGUUUCCACCUGCAACAAAUGGACAGCAGCCGCAGUCGCACUCCCACGAGUACAGAAAUGGAUGCUUCAUACAUGGGAUACAUGCGACUGCUGGGAGAGUGCCGUGGCAGCAUUGACACGGUGAAGAGGAUGGGCUUUGAGCUAAAGGAGGAGGAGGACACAGUGUCUGGACUGGCUGAUCCCAGUAGCUCAGAGUCCCAGACAUCAGGUGUGAUCGAGCGAUGGGAGCUCCUGCAGGCUCAGGACCUCAGCAAAGAGAUGCGCACAAAGCAGAACCAGCAGCAGUGGCAGCAGCUGAACUCUGACCUGAACAACAUUUGGACUUGGCUGGGAGAGACAGAGGAAGAGCUGGAGCAGCAGCGGAGGCUGGACCUCAGCACGGACAUCCAGACGAUCGAGCAACGCAUCAAAAAACUCAAGGAGCUGCAGAAGGCUUAUGACAAGCGGAAGGCCAUUGUGCUGUCCAUCAACCUGUGCAGCGCUGAGUUUGUGCAGUCAGACACUGAGGAGUCCAGAGAGCUACAGGCCAAACUGAAAGACAUGAACAACCACUGGGACAAACUGGGCAACUCAUUAGAGGAGUGGAGGUCUUCAUUACAGGAAGCUCUCAUGCAAUGUCAAGACUUCCAUGAGAUGAGCCACGGUUUGCUGCUCUGGUUGGAAAACAUCGACCGCAGGAGGAAUGAGGUGGUUCCCAUUGACCCCAUACAGGACAGUGAUACUCUCCAAGAGCAUCAUAAAACACUCACGCAAAUCCGCCAGGAGUUGCUGGAUUCCCAGCUGAAAGUCGCCUCGCUGCAAGACAUGUCCCUCCAGUUGCUGGUCAACUCUCAGGGCAGCGACUGCCUGGAGGCCAAGGAGAAGGUUCAUGUCAUUGGGAACCGUCUCAAACUACUGCUAAAAGAAGUAACCCGAGACCUCAGAGAACUGGCAAAGAUUCUGGACAUCACCAGCAGUCAGCAGGAUCUGUCAUCCUGGUCGUCUGCUGAUGAUCUGGACACGUCCGGGUCCCUCAGUCCUGUAUCAGGAAGGAGCACGCCAAGUCGACGGCGAUCGCAACGGGGCAAAUGUAGUCUGUCACAGCCCGGACCCUCUGUGAGCAGUCCACACCACAGGUCUCGCAGCGACGCUGGAUCCGCUUCCUUCCCUUCUGAUUCAGAGAUGGCGUCGGUUCGUAGGUCCUCGUUUCUGUGGCGCGUCCUCUGGGUCGCGUUGCCUCUCCAGCUCCUCCUGCUCCUGUUAGUGGUCUUAGCCUUCCUGCUGCCAAUGUCUGAGGAGGACUACUGCUCUCAGUCCAACAACUUUGCUCAUUCCUUCUACCCAAUGCUCAGCUACACUAACGGACCACCUCCAGUGUAAGCUGGCUUGAGGAGUGUUUAAUUUCAGUAUUCUUGCAUCAAUAUGAUCUAACUUGGCAUCAUGUUGACUUCCUUUAAAUGGUCAAUCAUUGUGGGGAGCAAAAACUGACCUUUGUCAUCCAUUUGUACAGCAGAAACAAGCUGCCAUCUACAGUUAAAAUCUUUGUGUGUAGCACAUAGGAUCAAGCUCUUCACCAUGUUACCAUGUGUUACAAUGCUGUGUCAGAUAAGGCACAGCUUUGGUGUUACAGGACUAACGAAACACAGAAGUUUUUGCACACAGUUGACGUCUGCUGGAUGAAUGAACUGUUCAAGAUCAACUCAAUGGCGUAAACAUGUUGUAUGAGAGAACUGUCAGUGGAUAGCACCAAAGUUCAAUGCUGAAAUAUAGCCUGUGAAUUUGCUUCUAACUAAAAAAAAAAAAGAAAAAAAAGAGAACAAACAAAGCAUUUAAUAUAUCUUACAUUGCAAUUAUUUUUUUACCUGUAUUUUGGCAUGCAGUUCUAAUCUUUGUUUUUAUUUACCUACAUCCUUCAUUGUGUCUGUGGUAAACGGUCCAUUUUUAACUUGAAUUACAUUGAUUCAUGUAAGAUUCAUUUAAGCCAAGUUUUGUGUGUUUUAAAUCAAAGUCAGGCACAAAUCAAGAGUUUAACCUUUAACAUCUGCCAUCCAUGGUCUUUAUACAUUUUGCUGUUUUAUUUUUAAAAAAUAUCAAAUAUGACUCUAAGAUUGAGAAUUAUGACAUAUAGAACAAUUGUAUAUUUUGUAUGACUGUCAGUUCAGUAUCAAAUGUAUAACAGUCCAGGAUUAUUUAACAUGUGUAUAUAAUGGUAAAAAAGUUAAUAUGAGACAUGUAUGUAUAUGCGACCAUCAGAAACAAUGAAUGCCAAA